AUGGACAGGGACCGAUUUGCCGCACUUCUCGAUUCAUCGCUGCAGGAUUUCAGAGAUCAGCUGCUGGAUGCCUAUGCAGGGAGAGGUGCAGGUGAGAACACACCAAUCACACCCGCGAGUGUGAAGCAGAAGGCAGACACUGACAUCGACGAGGAUGCCGACAGUCCGUUGGAAAUCGCUGCAUGGAAAAAGGUCGAGCAUGUGCUUUCGUCAAAGGAAAGAGGUAUCUCAUGCCAAACAGACCAGACAGAUCUGUCUGUUGGCAGGAACUCUUCCCUGACACCCUCCGAGGAAGGCAUCGAAGGUCCCAAAAUCUUCCACGGCAGGUCCUCGCAGUAUUUGCGUUCCGGAUUGCUUGGGGUGAAGGCAGAGGAAGCUAUGGCGAUUCGUCAUCGGCUGCGUGUUCGCUUAGGAGCCCUUUCCUCGAAGACCUUGGUCUCCGGAAAGUCUCUGCUCGAGGCAGUGACGUCUUUGGGCUUGACAAGGUACACGGAGCAGGACAUGAACGAUCUGGUGAAUGCCCUGGCAGACUUUAUCAGUCUUUCCUUUGAGCAGGAGAUGACACCGGAGAACGACGAUCUACAAAAAAUGGAAGACUUGGAACUCUUCUUCUUCCACAAGCGGGAUUCUCGGGCAUACGGCCACCCGGUAUGGCAGUGGCCUGAGAAGACGGACGCGGCCAUGGGUGCAUCGGCCAUGCGUCGAAGCGUCACCGGGCACAUGAAUAACUGGGCGGAGGUGGUGCCCCGAAGCAGUUUCAACGUCGUGCCGGCCCAAGCCAUCAUGGAGAUUUUCCUCUCGCAGGAGGCAGAUGUUCACAAAAGAAUGUUUGGGCCCAGACUUCUGAACCAGUUCAGGGCCAUGAAGGAGAUCCUCCUGGCUGGGGAUACGAACAGGCUUGUUGCAGAGUUGACUUUCGUGCGAAUUAAUGAUCUCGCAGCUCCACCAGAGCCGGUCCAUCCACUCAUGUACAUUGAGCCGCUGGUGGCCAUUCUCAUCGUCGGCAACGGCAUAAUGAUUGGUUUGCAGACCGAGCCUGGUUUUGACGAGUGGCCGGGUUGGACCUAUGUCGAGCUUGUUUUUGCAGCUUUCUUGCUGUUGGAAAUCGCUUUGCGCAUGCACCUUCUGCGUUGUCGGAAUUACUGGUGCGGCACUGAGCGUUGGUGGAACUGGUUCGAUCUGUUCCUUGCUGCCACCGGAAUCUUAGAUAUCUCUGUCCAGAUGGUUGGAGAAGAAGAUUCGGCUUUUGCAGGAGCAUCGCUGUUGCGAUUCUGCCGGCUGAUUCGCUUAGUUCGUAUCGUCAAGGUCUUCCGCAUCAAGUUCAUGAAGGACUUGCGCCUGAUGGUGAAAGGCCUUAUUGCGGGGAUCCGAACUCUAACAUUGGCCUUCCUCUUGCUCUUCGCCGUGUUGUAUGUCAUCUCUGGUUUCGCUACUAUGACACUAGGCAGCGACACCAGGACCAAAGAGCUGGGACUGGAGGAAUACUUCUACAAUAUUCCUGCGGCCAUGUUCACAGCCUUCCGGUGCUUUAACGGGGAGUGCGUGAACAGACGAGGGGAACCAAUAAACUUCUUGCUCGCGGAUGCGUUUGGAUUGCCGUUCAUUAUUUUCUAUGUUGUCAGCUACAUGCUCGUGACGAUGGGGAUAUUCAAUGUGAUCUUGGCGGUUUAUGUUGAUAUAACCAUGAAGGCUGCGAAAGAGAACGAUGCCGUCACUGCUGAACAGCAUGCCAGGGAGUCCAUUCGUGUAGCCCGAACUACGCGUGAGUUGCUGAAGAAAUUUGCUGGAGCCUACCAUGUAUUCAACGAGGAGGACGGCAAGAACAAGCUGGACAAGUUGCCUUCCCACAUGCUCUUCACGGAGGAAGGGUUGCAGGACAAGGUUGAGAUCACAAAGGAGCUCUUCCUACUCGUCAUUCAAGAUCGAGGUGUGCAGAAACUCAUGGAUGACCUUGAUCUGCCACCAGAUCGCGCCAACCUCUUCGAGAUUAUCGAUGCAGAUGGAAGUGGCACGCUUCAAAUCACAGAGCUUCUGCAGGGUCUCUUGAAAAUCCGAGGCGAAAUCAACAAGAGCGAUACGGUGGCUUCUCUCUUGGCCACAAAAGCCUUGCAAAGCAUGAUUGGCGAGCUCAAGGACGAGAGCCUGCGGCACUUCGAAGAGUUUCACCACGAGCUGCAGCAGCAGUUUGCGGAGUUUUGCCAGCAUAUGACGAAGUCGAUCUCAAAAGUCAAAUUUCGCAGCAGGAGAAAUCGGCCGAAAGACUUAAACACCUUGGCCGCGCCCCUCCGGCCCGAUGAUUUGCCUCCAGAGAUUGAGAUGGAGUGGCACGCUGAAAUGCAAACGAUGCCUCCCGAUACAUUCUGCUUUGUACUGCUGUUCCUUGACGAUCAAUUGUCGGUUGGAUCCCAAGCGCAAAUGUCCAUCGGGGAGCUUGGCAACCUCGCAGAACAAACUGCGAGACUGCAUGCGCCGAAACAUGCCUCUGUGCUUGACGAUGCGGCCAGAUACCAGAAAAUGGAUGAGCUACGAGCGGCGAAUGCCAAGAUGGGACCCCGCGAGAGCGCGAGCAGCUCUGGUCAGCGGGAUCUCUUUCAGGGGUACCCGGCAGUUGCAAUAGGCCACUCGAACAGGAAGCAGACGCCGAAACUUGGCGGAAGUAUGCAUGCAGGGACCCUGCUCCUGGAGGAGGUCCCCUCUGAGUCGGACUCGCCUGGGAUUCGAGAGGAGGAUUUUGGCCCACCAGUGGAGUCCAAGCGCAUGCAAGGCUCUCUCCGCUCGAAGACCUCUCAGACGACGGAGGCUUUGGAGCAAGUUUCCCGCGGCAGUCGACCAUCCGAGGAAAUUGACAUCAAAGUCGUGUCCGAUGGCGCCACUGAUGUGUCAAGUGGCGGUGCCAGUCCGUCGAUGGUCAAGCAAAAGACGAAAACAUUGAGGCCGGCCGUAUACACGCCUCAGACGCGACUUGGCCGUCUCGUCCAGAAUCAGUUCUUCGACAUCUUCUACAGCCUUUGCAUCCUCGUCAAUUGCUUUACGAUGGGUCUUCAAGCAGACAUGUUGGUCAAUGAGGAGGAGUAUUCUGAUGGCAUUGUCCUCACUGUGAGGAUAACAGAGCAUGCGCUCGUUGCACUCUUCACCUUCGAGAUUUAUGCGCGGCUGCGCGUAUAUGGUCGAUGGUAUUUUUCCCUGACUAGAUUGGAAGGUUGGAUGAACUUCCUUGACGCGAUCAUCGUGGUACUCUCUGGCAUACUCUCUGGCUGGAUUCUGCCUUUAGUGCUCCUCCUUACGGGGGAGGCGGACUUCUAUGCAGGAGAGAUGCGGAUGCUUUCUGUCUUCCGAGCUCUGAGAUUGCUGAGAAUAGUCCGCGUCAUCCAGCAAAUGCCGAUGUUUAGAGAAGUGUGGCUCCUCUUGAGAGGGUUGACGAGCUCCCUGCGCACUUUAAUUUGGACGGUGGCAGUUAUUUUCGUGCUGACAUACAUUUUUGCUAUUCUGGGCUGCUGGCUCAUCAGCAACGAGAUCAGAGGAAUGCGAGACCCGGCGGCUUUCGCCAUGCUGGACCAGGAAAGGCAGGAACAGCUGGAGCCGACAUAUAGGAUGGUGCAGGGCAUCGCGCCGCUGAUGCAGCUUCUUAUCCAGUUCUUAACGCUUGACUCAUGGAACUCCAAGAUGGAACGGAUCAUGCUGUUCACGCCGACAUGUUUGGUAUAUUUCUAUAUGUACAUUGCUGUGGCAGUUUUCGUGUUAAUGAACCUCGUGACGGCCAUCAUUGUGGAAAACGCUAUGUCUGCCUCCAGAAUGGACGAGGACCAGCGGUUGAAGCAGAUGGAAGAAGUCAAGCGCAAAGAGCUCAAAGAGCUUGAGCAACUCUUCUAUCUGAUGGAUGCAGAUGGAGAUGGCACCUUGGAUUGGGAGGAGUUUGAGAAUGCUUUCCAUGACGAGGAGAUGAGCCGGAAAUGGCGCUUGCUAGAUUUCCAGCCCGAAGAGUGCAAGGAACUCUUCGAUCUUCUCGAUGACGGUGAUGGUGGUAUUGAGACCAAAGAGUUUUUCCAUGGUCUGGCACGCAUGAAGGGAGGUGCCCAGUCAAGAGACCUUAUGCGAGUUGCACAAAGAGUUGACAGGUUGGGCAAAGAAUUAUCCAACCUAUAUGCCAUUGUGCAGAGUUCUGCCUGGGACAAUGCUUCGUCUGUCUCUGAUGCUGACAGAGGCAAUACGCCCAAAGGUGGCCGAGGUCGACCGAAAGCCGGAAGCGGAAGCGAAAAGCCGCGAGGGCCGCGAAAGUCAGUCAAGUCGCCAAAGGUGUCGCUGGAGGAGGCAAAGAAGGAGCUCCAGGCGAAAAGACAAGCCCAGCUGGCCCAACUUCAGGCUCAGGAGUCGAGCUAUGGUGGCUCAGCUGAAAUCUGGGCAGCUUCGUGCAUGGGUCAAAGCUCCCUGAGGCCCAAGGUGGGAAAAGAACUGUCUGUGCUGUUACAUAAGCCGGAUUCUGGUGGCAUAGAGCCAGUGUCUCCGUACCUGGCCGUGAGGAAGAAGGAG
Messenger RNA from Symbiodinium sp. CCMP2456, 4527 nucleotides. Lineage: Eukaryota; Dinophyceae; Suessiales; Symbiodiniaceae. The record is from the annotation of a GenBank genome assembly.